Ustilago hordei is the source of this 1506-nucleotide messenger RNA. RefSeq lists its product as uncharacterized. Lineage: Eukaryota; Fungi; Basidiomycota; Ustilaginomycetes; Ustilaginales; Ustilaginaceae. Gene Ontology annotation, biological process: regulation of cyclin-dependent protein serine/threonine kinase activity. Gene Ontology annotation, molecular function: protein kinase binding; cyclin-dependent protein serine/threonine kinase regulator activity. The transcript has a single exon. Bases 1 to 1506 code for a protein of 501 amino acids. The record is from RefSeq and is a predicted model, not a curated record. Gene Ontology annotation, cellular component: cyclin-dependent protein kinase holoenzyme complex; nucleus.
AUGGCCGUCAGAGUAGCUUCCAACUACAACACUGCCGCUCACGGCUACCAGUCCAACAUGACCGCCCAGUCUUCUUCCACUGCCGCCGCCAAGGCUUCCAAGGCUUCCACUUCUUCCACCAAGCCUUCCUCGUCCCGAUCUGCACAGCAGGACCGAUUCUAUGGCUACAGGGAAACUUCGGAGCUUUGCGAGAGGUUCAUCCUCUACCUCUUUGCUUGCCCCUUGGACUCGACCUCGGCUACCGCAUCCUCGCCGACUUCCAACCGCAACACUGCUCCUCGCCUUUCCGAGUUCAUCGCCUAUGCUCUCUACAGAACUCGUCUCCCCGAGGCCGUCACCUACCAGGCAUUGUACCUCUUGUUGCGACUCAAGAUCCGCUUCCCUGCCGCGCGUGGCUCUUCGGGUCACCGUCUCUUCAUCUCGGCUCUCAUGAUUGCAUCCAAGAGCAGCUGUGAUGAUACCUAUUCGAACAAGUCCUGGGCCAUCGUCGGUCAGGGUCUCUUUAGCUUGCGCGAGAUCAACCAGAUGGAGCGCGAGCUCUUCGGCUAUCUUGGCUACAAGGUCAACGUCUCUCCCGAAGACCUCGAUAUGUUCACCUACCAGCUCGAGCAGCACUGUGACGGUUGCCGCAUCGACCACGUCGUCCGCAAGAUCUUCGAGUCCAUGUCUCGUCGCAGCAGCAUGGACGUUGGUGCUUCGGAUAUCUAUCGCGAGCGAUCCGAGAGCGUCUCGAGCACCAAGUCCUCUGCCCCUCCUACACCAGCACUCGUGUCUUCGGACUUCUCGUCGCCAUCCAUCGACUCGCUUGCCGGCCCUCAGCGCAUUGUCUCUGGUCGACACUCGAGACAGUCGAGCGUCUCGCACUCGUUCAACUCGCGCGCAAGCAUCUCUGGCUACGCACCUGCCGUCGUUGCCGCCUCGGCCUCGACUGGUCACCUCGCCACCAGCAGUUGCAACCCUACCGCCACACUCAUGGUCAAGAGCGCCAGCCACCGCCAGGAACGCAGUGCCACUGCACCGAGCUUCAUCCACCCCUUUAUCAACAACGCUCGCGAGAGAUGUCGUCCUUACAUGACACCAGUCCACAGCUUGCCCCUCUCGUUGUCCGUGUCGAGCAGUUGCAACGGCGAGCGUUCCUACUACUCGAACUCGCCUGCCGCUUCCAUCUCUUCCUCGUCGGUAUGCUCUUCCAUGUCGUAUGCGCCUUCCAACGCCACCUCGGCAACACCCUCGCCUUACGCAUCGCGAUUCACCAUCAGUGGUCGCACCACACCCGACACACCGCCUUCGGAUCUUGACUCGGCUCAGUGGGAAGAGGCUCGCUACUAUGGUGUUGCUCCUAAGGCUUCCGAUCUCAGCCCUACUUGCACUGUGGCUUACAAGUUGCCCGCAGCACCAGCCUUUGGUCACCAUGCUCACCAUGCUCACCAUGCUCACCAUGCUCACCACGGGCAUGCUACCGCAGCUGAUCCUUACCUCCACCCCUAUAACUGCUGGAGAUCAUGA